AUCGUGGGGUUAGCUCGUUGGCAGCGGUGAUGCUACCUAAUAGAGCCUUGCGAGUUUGUAUGUCUGACAUUUGAAAUACUGCUUUCCCUACAGGUGGUCGAUAGUGACAUCACAACUGUUUUUCUUCUCUCUCCUCUUGCCUUUUGAAAUUAAGAGUUAUUUUUGGAUCGGUGAUGCUCUAAAUUUGAUAUUCUCUUCAUAGUCUCCUGAUAAGAGUUUAGUUUGGCGGUAUCUACUGGUAUUUCUGAUCGUCGUACAUCUUUCUGGUUCUGUGGAUUGUGUAUUUGGUCUUUCAUUCAGAGGUUGCGGGUUCAAGUCCCUGGGACACAUGCUAUGAAGAAAAUUCACUCGACCUCAGUCAUGUCUCCAUGGUUUGGAGAAAUCAACAGCUUCUGACGGGGAAGGCAUCAUUUGAUUUUUCUCUUUACAACGCUCCAGGAAGAUUGUUCGUGCAAAGGAGUGUUUCAUCAACAUAUUUAAUCUGACAAGUUGCCGUAUCUGUUAACUUUCCUUGAGUUUGAUUGGCUGAGAAACACAGGUGUCUGAAUGUUACUAUUGUAACAAAAAGAAUAAAACUGACUUGGUUGGAUAAGAUAUCGUACAGGCAAAGCAAGACAAGAGGAAGAGAGGUUCUUUGAUAUCAAGGAUAUUGUUCAAGCAUCUGUGACCACUGAAUUGAGAUAUUACAGAAUUCUUUUAUCAGUAUUUAUCAGUUAAGGAAAAGUAGUGUUAAGAAGUCAUCAUCUGGUACUGAUUGGCUCUUAUUAAAACAAACCCCACUGGAAUAUCACAGAAUUCAGUUGUCAACUUCUAACUCUUUAGGUGGAUGGCUGCUUUUGACUACUGAAUCUCAGGAUCACCCAUAUAAUUGUAACAUAUAAUAUAUUGACCAGAUCAUUCUCCUGCUAGACCACUUCAAAAUUAAACUGCAGCCAGGAUUGGGUGAGAAGGACUGCAGGAUCGGUAAUGUGUGGAAAGCUCCCUUUGCUCUCCAUUUUGGUCGUCUCCAGUGAAUGUUUGGUUUUAAAUUUUAAAUUUGGAGAUGUCAGUCAAGGCCGGUGUACUUGCUUUGAUAGCAAUAGUAUGGAUCCGCGGAUGCAGAUUGACCGGUCUCUUGAUCAAGUGACUUUUGUUUUAGAAGCGAUUAAGUGCAGCAUGGAUCAGUGAACUACACCUUGAGUAGUGCUAUUCCCUAUUUGAAUGAUGAAAUGGCACUUGUUGUGAAAGGAGCAAUGAUAAAGGUUAGGUGGCAAAACUAGGAGGAAAUUCAACUGAGUUGUUAUAAAAGGGCAUCUUGCUUCGAUCUUUUGAGAAACUAAGAUCACCAUGCCUUGAAACAAUCUCUGAGAAACAAUAUCAUCAAACAGAAUGUUAUUUUUACUUCUUUUAUGAAGAACUUUGUUGUACCACAGAUGUCAAUUGAUUUUAUUAACGAGUGAUCAAACUUUUAGAGGAUGCAUUAAGACUAGAGCUAGUCUCAUGCACCAGACUCCAGUUUGUGUGCUUUGAGUGACAAUGAAUUGCACCUGUAAGACAAGCAAUAAGAACAAAACACACCACAUUACUGUUGACUGUUCAGUGGAGUCUAAGGAACAUUCUACAUCAGUUGUAUUAACUCUGUUGGAUCAAAAUGGAGACCCAAAUACAGCAUCAGAGAGCGGAGUUACUCUUCUUCAUCAGUGCUGUAUGGAUGACAAUCUCUCUGUUGCCGAGAUUCUCGUACAGAAGGGAGCUGACGUCAACCAAAAGGAUGAAGAUCAGUGGACACCCCUUCACUCUGCCUGUGCCUGUGAUUCUACAGAGAUUGUACAACUCCUCCUAAAUAAUGGAGCCGAUCCCACCCUGAUAGACGUCGAUGGUAGUAUCCCAUCAGAUCAAGCACCUGCAGGUUCAGAAACCAAGAUGGUCAUUGAAACACAUAUGAAAGACAAUGGAUUUGAUGAUGUCGCUGUCAAGAACAUCAAGAAGAAGGAAGCGAAGCGGAUGCUGGCCGAUGUCAAAGACUUCAUCGCAACGGGUGGAAACGUGAAUACUGCCAACAAUCGUGGAACAACUCUUCUUCACAUUGCCGCUGCAAACAACUACAGAGAUGUCGCUAAGCUGCUUCUUGACAGAGGAGCAAACAUCGACGUCAUCGAUGACGAAGGAAUAACACCUCUCCACGUGGCAGCCAAGUACGGUCAGACCAAGAUGGUCAAGCUAUUGGUCAAGCGAAAUGCAAACCCACGUGUAAAGAACGUCCAAGAACAAAAGGCAGCAGACUUAGCAUCAUCCGAGCUGAUAGAGGAGUUAUUGAAAGCUGCUGAUCGGGAUUAUAACCCAGUGUGUCCGCCGUCUCCGUUACCCGACCCUGAUGACGAGGAUGAGGUGGAAUUAGAACGGGUCAACAGCAAAACAUUGCGGUCAAGAGCUACACCUCUCUCUAAGACAGACCAGCUCUUUGAAGCUGAGACAAGGAUACAAGAUGAAGGUGAUAGCGCCCCCACAGCCAAAGCAGUGGACGAGGAAGAAAAUUUUCAGGGCAUCGGACUGAAAGUAGUCAAGGAGGAUGAUUCGGUAUACCUGCCAUCACCUACUAAGAGUGAUGAUCUUGCCAUGUUACCGGAGAUGACAGAGAAUGUUAUUCUUCAAGAACUCAUGCUCAGAUACAGUAGAGAUAUCAUCUAUACUUAUGUCGGUGACAUCCUAGUAGCAGUCAAUCCCUUCAAGGAGUUACCAAUAUACUCCAGGAAUUCAUCCAACCAAUACUCCAACCUCCUAGAGCGCUCCAAGAGAACCCCUCACAUGUUUGCCGUCGCAGACCGGGCCUUCCAAUCUAUGCUCAGGGAACGCCGGUCUCAGUGCUGCAUCAUCAGCGGGGAGAGCGGGGCUGGCAAGACUGAAUCCUGCAAGUAUUUUGUGCAGCAUCUCCUCAGUCGGGCCAACAGCUGUGAGAGCCUUCUGAAUGAGAAGAUAGAACAGGUGAAUCCUUUGUUAGAGUGUUUUGGUAAUGCUCAAACAGUCAUGAAUGAUAACUCAAGUAGGUUUGGUAAAUACCUCGAACUCAAGUUCUCUGCUGCUGGAAAUGUGGUUGGAGCUCAUCUCUCUGAAUACCUGUUGGAGAAAUCACGGAUUGUGAGCCACGGUGAAGGGGAGAGAAACUUUCAUAUAUUCUAUCUUCUAUUUGAUGGCCUAACACAUGAUGAGAAAGAAUACUAUGGUCUCAAGUCACCUGGCCAACACAGGUAUAUGAGGUCAGAGGGUAAACCAACGUUAGGACUGACCAAUCAACAAGCAAAGUUUAGAGCUGUUAGAGAUUGCCUCAGACUCAUUGGAUUCUCAAAUGAAGAUGAGGAGAGUUUGUUUAGUGUGCUAUCCGCCAUCUUGCUUCUUGGAGAUCUCAACUUCUGCACCCAAGAGAACUCUGAAGCUGCCAUUCUGACCAAUCCUGAUGUUGCUGAAAAGGCUGGAGAGCUGCUUCAUAUUCCUGGGGAUGAGAUUGUCGGUGCCAUUCUGUCUGAGACAUCAUAUACCAGAGGUGAAUCCAUUACCAAACAUAGGACCCCUCUCCAGGCCGCUGACUGCCGAGACGCACUGACCAAAGCCCUCUAUAGUCGACUGUUCAGUUGGGUCGUCAAUAACAUCAAUCAAUUGUUAGAGCCUUUGGAGAUCAAUCAGGAUAACAUCCUUGAGAUUGGAGUCCUGGAUAUCUUCGGCUUUGAGAACUUCAUCAAGAACAGUUUUGAACAGCUAUGCAUCAACUUAGCCAAUGAGCAGCUUCAGCAUUAUUUCAAUGAGCACAUCUUCCAGAAUGAACAGGAGGAGUGUGAAAGAGAAGGGAUCCAACUGAACAGGGUUAACUUCACCAGUAACCAGCCGGUCCUUGAUGUCUUUCUUGAGAAACAUCUCAGUAUCACUGCUUUGAUUGAUGAGGAGAGUCAUUUUCCAAAGGGAACCAAUCAGAGUCUAGCAACCAAGCUUCAUGCCGGGCCAGGAGUUAGGUCUAAGGCUGUUUACAAGACUCCCAAAGAUCUCGGCAUGACAUUCUCUGUUCUUCACUAUGCUGGCAUUGUUUGUUAUAAUGUAGGUGGAUUCUUAGAGAAGAAUAGAGACACCCUAGCUAAAUCAGUCCUAUUCACAAUGAAAACGAGCAACAAGCCCUUGAUUCGAGAACUAUUCCAGAACCGUCUGACAAGGACUGGGUCUCUUGCACCCAGCGCUCGUCAGCGGCAAUCAAGACGUACUCGAUCUGUCAAGAAUUCUAAAGAUGCCUUCGCUUUCUUCAGGAAACAGAAACUCUCUGGCAAAGAAAGCAGGCAACCAAAGAGAGGCAAAGGCGAUAGACCAGUUGUAGGCACUGAACGCAAGGGACCAGCAACAGUACUGUUUCAUUUCAAGAACUCUCUUGCCGAGCUGAUGGGCAAAAUGAAGCGAUCUUCCCCUCACUUUGUCCGCUGCAUCAAACCCAACACUCACAAACUCCCGGAUAAGUUUACUCCGGAGUAUGUGGUAGCUCAGCUCCGAUAUACUGGUAUCAUGGAAACAUCUCGUAUCAGGAAACAAGGAUUUCCUCUUCGUCUCACUCCAGAGGAAUUUGUGGAGAGGUAUGCUGGUCUUGUUGCUAUGGCAACCAUCAAGGUUCAGAUCCUGGCUGAUUUAGAGAAAUGUCGUUUCACUUUGAAAGCGCUGGGUAUCACUGGAUGGCAGAUUGGAAAGACAAAACUGUUCUUUCACUACUGGCAUGUGGAAAAGCUUGCUGAGCUAAGCGCUAAUAUUGACAAAAGAUUACUGCGUUGCCAAAAAGGUAAGAGUCUUUGUUCUGUACUAGCUAACUUUAAAGAGGAAUCCAGCCUUGUCCUAAAAUGUUGUGUUGGGAAGGAGAAAAAUAAAUUAAACAGAAUGGUAAAAGUUUGAAAGAAAUCGGACAAGCAAUAAGAAAGUUAUAGCUGUUUUUAAAUUGAGAUCACUAAUACUAUGUAGAUUUCAAAUUGGCAACUGAGUAAUUAAAUUAUGACAAGGGGCAAGGACAACUUUCCCAUAUGCCAUGUACUUUAUUAUCAGGGAUUUGUGGUUUCUCCUAAGUACCCAUUCCCCUGGGGCAGUAAUCCGAAUAUAACCCAGGUAGUAUAUUGUUUUAUGUCCUCAUGAAAGAAAAAUAUAAUUUGAAAUAAAACUUUUGGGAAAAAUGACAUUUUAGCCAUAAUAUGUAUUGGAGUACGUGGAAGAGUAGUCCUUGCCUUACAUCACUAUGACAUCCCAUAUGCGGCCAAUUUGAAGUCUCCAUGGGUAUAGUGAUUACCAAUAUUUACAACUUUUAAAAAUUCAUAACUUUCUUGUAGUUUGUUCAAUAUUGUUCAAACUUUCACCUAUCAAUUUGUCUGAAUUUUCUUUUCCUUAUAAAAACAAGUUUUUAUUUGGGUUGGAUUCCCCUUAAAGUGAUUUCUUACAGCAUAUUUAUGCUUCGAUCCUUUGCAAAGACAGAAUGAUCAUUGUAACAGCUCAUCAUAAACAGGUUUUUACUGAGUACUAGGAAGAGAGGUCAGGUAGAGUAGCAGACAAAAAAAAGUACCUAUUUGAAAUUCAGAGCCCCUACUUUCAACCGUCUUUCCCACUAUCAGCUAUUCAUUCCCAAUUAUCAUGUUUCAUCAAAGACAAAUAUAAUGGGGAAUUCCAAAACAUUGUUUUGAAAACAUCCGUACUGCCUUUUGAUUCCUGCUAAAAGAUGCUUCAUAAACUUUCGACAAGGUUCCAUAAUCUUGAUCAAUUUGUUUAUAAUGAUAUCCUUUAAAUAAGGUCAUAAUUAAAUUUUGAAUUUUAGCCUCUGGAGAAACUUUUUUUUUACAGAAACAUUGAUCAUAAACAUGCCUUUUUAGGCAUUUAAUGGUAUAUAUGUUUGCUUCUUGUUUAUUGCACGUUACCUUUCAGUUCUUUGGGACGAUAAUGAAGCUCUUCCCAAUUAGCCAAUGAGAUGCACAUAUCUGUUGCUUAUAACGGUGGUCUGUCAGAAUCGCGAGUAAAUUAUCUCUUGAAACACUCCUGUCUUGGAAUGGUUUCAAGUCACAUGAUGAAGUAAUAAUAAUCAUUUAGUAGUGACAAUCUUUCCAAACAAGUGCACAGUCAUUGUCACUAUUAUGCGAUCUCACCCUUCUAGUUACACUGUUUAAGUUACAUGAAUAUAUUUGAUACAAAAUUUGUGGUGUUUUGAUGAAAAUUCUAUUUCUCAAUAUCCUGAAUGUUUGAUACAGAUCUGCCUCUAGAUUUCCUUGUUAGGAUUCAUUUCAUCAAUACCAUAGCUAUUCAUUUGGGUGAUUGAUGUACCACAAAUUGAUUAGAAACCAGCAUUGUCUUCCUGCAUGAGAAAAGAUUAAAGCUUAUCAAAUACAUGUAAUUCUUUUAUUUUUUUCAUAUUUGCAGCAUGCCAUUGUUUUUCGUUUCAUUGGUUUAUUAAUCUUAUUCCUUUGUGAUGUCACUAACAACUUAAAACCUUCUAGAAAUAAUAUUUAAAUAUUUUUAGCUUGUAUUUACUGACUAAAUUCUGUAAAAGAUAUAUAUGGCAUGUGUUUUUUUUUAAUGUGCAGAGUUUUAAUUAAACUCAAUCCACUAAUAAACUUUAAUCAGUUUAGCUAGUGUCCUAUAUAGUUGAAUUGAAAUAAGCUCCUCCAUAUACAUGUAUAUAUACAUGUUCAUAUUCUGCCAAACACUAAAUUUUUUAGAAGUCCCUAUAAGGAUGUGUUCAAUGUCAGUUUCCAAAUUUAAACGGCAACAUGAAUCAUGAUUGAAAACGUGAUUACAAAAUGUGGAUAUGAUGAAAAACAAAGGGUGUGUUCAAUGUCCUCCAUUCCUGCUCGUAAAAGUAAACGUCUUUCAAACCGUUAUCUGGAGGAAAAUUUAAACGUCAAAAAAGUUAUUACGACCUUUGAUCGCGAAUGUGACAUUGAACACAAUUGAGUUUUGAAACGUCUUUAAAUUUGCUCUCACAGUGGAAGCCUAUACAAAAGCAGGUGCCAGAAUUGACCUUUCUCGUGUUUGGUUGAACUGCAUUCUAAAGCUGCGCUAACGAAAGCAGGAAGUUUAAGGGCGAUUAACAAAGAAUCAGCUUUAUAUUUUUGACACUGAACAGUGCACCACUGAUCGUGUUUGUGUUCUGUGUUUUGUAAUUGAGUUUUCAAUCAUGAUUCAUGAUGCUGUUUGAAUUUUGAAAUUAAAAUUGAACACACCCCAGUGUACUUGAAUAAUACAGCAUAAUUACCCUCACUCUGUUAUGCACCAUGCGUUUCAAGGAAGAAAUUUCUACUAGGUUCCCAUUUACCUUGGCCGGUUGAGUGCAGUACAGUAUGCAAGGAAAUCAAUACGAAAGUAAGAUUUGAACCCACAUGGGGUUUCUUCUCUUAAUCUACAAUUCAUAGAUCACAAACCUUUAAAGUGUUUUCUUUCUAAAAACUUUUUUUUUUAAAUUAAUUUAAACCAGUAAUAGUCAAUAAAUAGGACUUAUAGCUUUAAAGAAUGAACCUCAAAAUACAGAACUGACAUAUCCCUUUAAAAAUAGGAAAACCAAUCCCUUCCAUUUUAACAAAUAAUUCCUCUUUCACCAGAGAAGCGACCUCCUAUCACUGCUGAGCGUAAUCCUAAGUCCUUCUAGCUCUGAAAUUGAGCCACUGAUAUGUUUAUUUCUUUGUGUGGUAUAACUUCCUCAAUUUCAUGAUUUUAGAGAUAAUCAGGUAUUUCCAAACUUCCUCUUUUUUUUUCCUGCCACAUCCUUGUUAAAACCUAUCCAUUCAUGUUUGUUGAAGCAUUGUUGAUAGUCAUCUGUUCAAUCGUAGGAAGAUUCGACGUUUGGUUGACCCAAUCUCUGUUUCAAAAGAAUAUGAUAAAAAUUC
Messenger RNA from Lytechinus pictus (painted urchin), 7856 nucleotides. RefSeq names its product unconventional myosin-XVI-like. The coding region runs from base 1516 to 4893 and encodes 1125 amino acids. Gene Ontology annotation, cellular component: myosin complex. Lineage: Eukaryota; Metazoa; Echinodermata; Echinoidea; Temnopleuroida; Toxopneustidae. Gene Ontology annotation, molecular function: protein binding; ATP binding; cytoskeletal motor activity. The record is from RefSeq and is a predicted model, not a curated record. The transcript has 24 exons.